AUGGCUCCUGCCCAGACCAAAGAGGUCUCCUGCCCUGACCUCUAUACCACCGUGGAUCCUUCCAGAAACAGGCAGUUGGGAGGCUUUGCGGGAACAGGAGAGUUGAUGGCUCGGGUUCCAUUGGCAGUUGGGCCUGAAAAUCACGACGUUCUGGUGAGGACAAGAAGGUUCCAGAAGAGCCCUCGCUGCCCUGCCUUCCUUGGUGGUGUCUUGGAAGGAGCUCCAUCUAGGAACCAGCACCCCUUGUCAGUCCAGAAGGCCAAGUGGCAAGCUUGGAGGUACCUUCUUGCAGAGCUGGCUGAUUGCAACUCCUCGUCCGGGGCUUCGCCCCCCUCUCAGCUAAGCACUACCACCCUGGAGGACCUGGGGCUCCUCCUGGAGGAAGGGCUGGAGCUCCUGAGUCUGAAGGAGAUCUCAGAGAGGUAUGAGCCCAGCUGCCUGGAGUCCACCACUUCCAUCCCAGAGCAGGACACCCCCAAGCGCUGGAAGCACCUGGAGCAAUGGGUGGCCGACCUGCAGGCCGAGGUGGUGUCCCUGCGGAGACACAAGGACUACUAUGAGCGUGCCACGUUGAGCCUGCUGCAAGAGCUGCGCCAGGUGCAGGUCAUCGUGCAGCUGCAAGACUCGGAGCUGAAGAAGCUGAAGCAGGAGUUACACCAGGCAGUAUGGGGCCCUGAGAAGGAGGCCCUGGAGUUCCCCAGCCCCCAGAACCAGAACAAGAUGCAGGUCCUGGACAAGAGGUUGGUGGAGGUCCGGGAGGCUCUGACCCAGAUCAGGAGGAAGCAGGAACUCCAGGACUCUGAGCGGAAGGGCACCAAGCAGGAGGCCAACCUCAGGUUAACCAAAUUGGCCAGGAAGCUGGAUCAGGAGGAGCAGAACCGGGAGGUGGCCUGCAGUGCCCUGCAGAAGAGCCAGGAGGAGGCCAGCCAAAGGGUGGACCAGGAGGUGGCCAGGCUGCAGGCCCAGGUGACCAAGCUGGGGGAGGAGAUGAGCCUCCGCUUCCUCAAGAGGGAGGCCAAGCUGUGCGGCUUCCUGCAGAAGAGCUUCCUGGGCCUGGAGAAGAGGAUGAAGGCCUCGGAGAACACACGGCUGAAGGUGGAGAGCAGCCUGCGGGGGGAGCUGGAAGGCAGGUGGCGGGAGCUCCAGCAGCUGGCCGAGGAGCGCCUUCGAGCCCUGCGAGGGCAGUGCAAGCAGGAGGAGUGCUACCUCCUGGAGCAGUGCCGGGGCCUGGACAGGGCCGUGGUCCAGCUGACCAGGUUUGUGCGCCAGAACCAGAUGUCGCUGAACCGCGUCCUGCUGGCCGAGCAGAAGGGCCGGGACACCAAGGGCCACUUGGAGGAAAACCAGGCUGGGGAGCUGGCUGCCUACUUUCAGGAGAAAAUGGAAGCCAUGCAGCUGGCCAGCGAGCAAGCGCAGCAGGAGACACAGAGCACCCUGGAGCUGCUCCAAGAGAAGAGGCAGGCCUUGGAGGCAUCCGUGGCUGAGCUGGUCAGACAGGUGGGCGACCUGAAGGACCACUUCCUGGCCCUGAGCUGGAGGCUGGACCUGCAGGAACAGACGCUGACCCAGAAGUUGUGUGAGGCAAAGAAUGAGUGGGAAGAUGCCGAGCGGAGAUCGCUGGAGGGCCUGGCCUGGUGUCACAAGGAGGCCCAGGCUUACCUGCGGGAGGUGCGGGAGACGGUGGACAGCCUGCCGCGGCAGAUAGAAGCUGUCUCUGACAGGUGCGUCCUGCACAAGAGUGACUCCGACCUCAAGAUCUCCGCGGAGGGCAAGGCCAGAGAGGUCGAGGUUGAGGCCGUGCGGCAGAAGCUGGCUGCUCUGCUGUCCUCCGUGCAGCUGCUCAGGGAGGGCAACUCGGGGCGGAAGAUCGCCGAGAUCCAGGGCAAGCUGGCCGCGAACCAAAUAAUGAAAUUGGAAAACAGCAUCCAGGACAACAAGACCAUCCAGAACCUCAAGUUUAAUUCGCAAAGCAAGUCGCGCAAGGAGGAGAUGGCCACACGGAAGGAGUGCCUGGGGGGGCCGAGGAGCGAGGAGGGCCCGCGGGCCCUGCCGCUGGACAGCAGGAAGGGGCUCAAGUCCCUGGUGAGAUGGCAGUUCAUCAAGAACAUGGCCUCCGGCGAGGUGGUCCCCGUGAACCGCUGGGGCGUGUAUCAGGCCGUGAGGUGGCUGCAGUGGAAGGCGGUCCUCAUGAACCAGGUCGCCAGGCGGAGGCCGCGGACAGUCUUGAAGUGGUCCCUUGGCCAGGAGCCUGCCCACCAGCGCCCCGACCUGCCCCUUUCCCAGAAAUAA
This is a messenger RNA of Pipistrellus nathusii (Nathusius's pipistrelle), 2289 nucleotides long. Lineage: Eukaryota; Metazoa; Chordata; Mammalia; Chiroptera; Vespertilionidae. The record is from the annotation of a GenBank genome assembly.